Eruca vesicaria subsp. sativa (arugula) is the source of this 2275-nucleotide messenger RNA. Lineage: Eukaryota; Viridiplantae; Streptophyta; Magnoliopsida; Brassicales; Brassicaceae. The record is from the annotation of a GenBank genome assembly.
GGCUGAGUCAAGGAAUACUUCCAAAACAACAUUAUCAAUAGGUGCAUAAUAUCAGUAGCCUACCAAGAAAACGUUACAUUAACCUCACUUUCCUGACGAAUCAAAACAUGUAACAGAGAAUACAAUAAUUAAAUACUAUAAUAAGAUAAACAUUAAAUGAAGGCGAAGAAACAUUCACAUCGACUCUCAGGCUAAACAUUUUCUCCCUCUGCAUUAAUGGCUACCCCUGAAAACGACGACGUCUUUCCCGAGAAACAACCAUGGGGAACAUUAGAAGACCUCCUCCUCGCCUGCGCCGUACACCGUCACGGCACCGACUCAUGGACCUCCGUCUCCGCCGAAAUCCAGAAACGGAGUCCCAAUCUCUCCUCCCUCACCGCCUCCGCCUGCCGCCACAAGUACUUCGACCUCAAACGACGGUUCACUCAAGAAAUUACUUCACCGGAUUCCGUCACCGAGAUCUCGACCGUCCCUUGGCUCGAGGAGCUUAGGAAGCUCCGAGUCGAUGAGCUUCGUCGCGAAGUUGAACGAUACGAUCUAUCCAUCUCGUCGUUGCAAUCGAAGGUGAAGAGAUUGGAAGAAGAGAGGGAGAAGAGCUCAGAUCUAGAAAAGAAAGAUCUCCGCCGUGAAUCGGAUCGCGACGGCGGUGAACUGGUCCCGAUUUCUCCGGAUCCGGUAGAUAACAUCAGUCCUGGAACCGGAUCGGCGAACGUGAAGAGAGAGGAGGAGAUCGUCGAAGGUGGAGAACCUAAGCUGACGGGAGAGGAUUCGUGCAGAGGGAGCUGUGAGAGCGUGGAGAAGGAAAACUCGGAGCGAGUUGAACCGGGGAGAGUGAUCGAGUUGACUGAGUCAGAGGGGAAGGAGACGAGUGACGUGCAGAGCUCGGCGAGUUUGCCGAGGAAGGGAGCGUCGGAAGUGGAUAAGGAGGAGGAGGAGGAGGAUCAAUCGCCGAGCGCCAAGGAUUUCAAUGUUGAAUCUCAGCCGUCGAUUAGUUUCGUCGAGAUGCUUCUGUCGCAUCCCUGUGGCUCCCACUUUUCGCGCCGACUCGAAACUCAGCUACAGGAAACACCAGAGUACGGUAAGAUUAUAAGACAGCACAUAGAUUUUGAGAUGAUUAGGAAACGGUUCGAAGAAGGCUUGUACAAAAGUUCGAUGAGCCACUUGUUUCGUGAUUUGCUUCUACUUAUCAACAACGCCAAAGUCUUUUAUCACAAGGAUUCUCCUGAGCUCAACUCUGCAGAGCAGCUUCACCAACUCGUCAAGAAACAGAUGAAUACUACUCGAGAGAGACCUAGAGAGAAGAUCUCACCACCAAAAGAGAUGUCAUUGGAGUUAGUUUCGUUUAAAGAAGCUGUUGCAGUCACUUCAAAGCCGAGAAUCUCUCUCCCUAUUAUAGCUUGUAGGAAACGUAGCUCCUUGGCUGCUAAAUCUCCUUUGCUAGUGAUAUCAUCACCUUCUGGAGCUGACAUGAAAAGCAAGAAGAUAGAUGAAGUGGAUGAUGAUGAGAAGGUGGGUUCAGGGAAGGAUGAAACAACCUCUGAGAAAGAUGACGAGACUCUGGUUUUGAAGAAGUUGGUGAGAGGAAAAACCUCUACGGCUAAAAAAGUAGCAAUCAGGAACGUCAAGAACAGUGAUUCCAAUGUUGAUAAGAAAACUGAUGAAGAGGAGAAGAAUAAGAAGAAGGGUAAUAACAAUAACGGUAGCUCGAAAAAGAAAAGCGUAGAGAUUUUUCUCAAGAGAAUGAAAGGUGGUUCUUCGUCUGAUACAGUGGUGGAGACAUUAAAGCCAAUCAACAAAGCUGAUGCUAAGAAACGAGCAGCAACAACAACAACAGGGGAAAACCAAAAAAAUGAAAAAGGAAGUCCUGUGAAGAAGAAAAACAAUGGUCGAGCCAUGAAAAGUGAAGCUGCUACAUCUUCUCCUAUUCUUGCUAAGAGAAGCAGAGAAGCAAGUGAAAAGAAGGAAGCUUCUUCUUCUCCUUCUUCUACACGGUCAAAGAAACGUGUAAGGAGGUAAAUUAGUUAUAUUGUACUACUUAAUUAUAGCUGUAUUCUCUGUAGAACAGAGCUUUUGUUGUUGCUAACAAGUUAGGGUAAUGAUGUUGAUUGCAUAAUUGGGAGUAUGAGGCAAAACCAUUUAUUAGGAAUAUCUAGUUUUGGGACCUCUUUGUGAUUCUCUCUUUCUCUAAAUCAGCAAACUGCAAAGUAUGUGUUACAUGAUUUGUAUAAAAGCUUUUGGCAACGUAUGGCAAAACACACAGAAGCUACAUAUACAA